Molecule: messenger RNA, 5629 nt
Organism: Cimex lectularius (bed bug)
Lineage: Eukaryota; Metazoa; Arthropoda; Insecta; Hemiptera; Cimicidae
Product: proteasome-associated protein ECM29 homolog
Exons: 28
Coding region: 199-5472 (1757 amino acids)
Biological process (GO): proteasome assembly
Cellular component (GO): nucleus; cytoplasm
Molecular function (GO): molecular adaptor activity
Source: RefSeq, a predicted model, not a curated record
UAGGAUCGAAAUGACUGGAUUCAUUUGAAGUUUGAAGCCUCUUUCCUAUUUGAACUUGUUGAUUUGUCAUUCCACCCUUUAAAUGUUUAAGACAUUAAUUUAUUAAAACAAAUUAAUUUAUAAAUUUCGAAGACUCGUUCAGCUCAGCCUUUCCCCCAGAAUCGUUUCAAACCGGACUGAAAAAAAAGCACAGAACAAAUGGAGUCGGAGUCGGGCCAGGAGUGCGCCAUCCUUGAAAGGAUGUUUCUCAGCAUUGUCAUGACUGAGACUGACGAACAGUUUGAAACCUGCUUACACAAAUUCUUGCCAUACGUAUUAAAAAAAUCUGGCAGCCCGCACACAGACGUGCGCACUAAGGUUGUCGAAGUGUUGUCACACGUGUCAAAACGUGUACGCGGGACAAAGAGCAUCGUCUUGCCAGUUGAGACACUCCUGAACAUCUACGCCGACCCAAAUGCCUCUUCAUUUCAAACCAACUUCACAAUUAUCUAUAUCAAAAUGGGCUUUCAAAGAUUAAAGCACGAUGAGAGGAUUAAGUUACUCCCACAGUUAAUCCAAGUUUGUAAAAACCGCCCGGUGCAACAUCAAGAAAGCCUCUGCCUUCUCUUCUUGACAAAUCUUAAAAACUACCCGUAUCCAAAAGACAGGACAGAAAGGGCGAAUGUAUUCAACCUCAAGGAGCUUCCUCAUAUAAGAAAGCUCAUUUUGGACAUAAUUAUGGAUGUUAUGCUUUUCCCUUAUGGCUGUACAGGUCAGGACAACCUGACCAACAUAUCCGUUGAGUCUUUCAACCGUUUGACAAGGGAUGACCUCGUGGAGCUGAAUGGGGAUUAUUUCGAGCAGUUUAAAAUUACUCUUGUUCAAUUUUUGGGCAUGCUGGAUUCAACAGACGUGUACCCUCACCUUGUAGUUGCAUCCGCUGAUGACAGGUCGGCUGUAAGUGAACUGGCCGAAAGCCAGCUAAAACAAUUACCGGAUAUAAAUUAUAAUGAUUUAAACAUCGUCGCACCGUUGUAUGCUCUUUUUUUGAAAGUGGGCACCAAUGGAUCGAUGAUAACCUCAUUGAACCCGAGGACGCGCCUCAAACUUCUCCAGAACAUGAGCAGAUUCCAGGCAGUAGUCUGGCCGGCGGCGAUGAGGGUGCUCUUCGAAUCCCUCUAUGGAAGCUUUACGACUCCCAAGCUGAGAAACCACGCUCUCAACUUUGCGUCAUCCAUGAUUAGAAAUCUUUCCCAGGAUAGAAUCGAACAGGUCUGGCCAGUACUGCUCAAUGCCGGGAUCAUGAAGCUUCUCGAAGAGGAGAUGGACAGGAAGAAUAAAAUUCUAGCUCUGCAGAUACUGCCGUUGCUCAUUCUCAAGUGUUCCGACCUGGCUAAAAAAGACCUCUCUCCCAUCGAGUUCGUGUUCAGCACGAUUGAAAAUGAGGAAGAUCCGGACCUGACCAGCGCUGCUCGUGAUGCAGCUUAUUCUAUGGCAAGAGGCUACAAGGGGAUUAUGCCUGAUCAGGAAAAACUACUGUAUUCGCUCCUGACUACGAAACUCUUCCCGCUAUCCAGUGUCAAAAGUGUGACGGGGCAGCAGCUGGAAGGAAUGCGUGCGUCUAGAAUGGCCGCAGUGCGAUUCAUAUCCGAAGCUUGUAGCCACAGCCCGCUUAAAGUUUACACACUUCUCAACGCGACGGUUUUAGGGGAUGAAGACUCGUGUGCAGAAGCGACAAAGGCUCUUUAUCUAACGACCAAGUCGAAAAGGUGCGAACAAGAAGAGUUUGUAUCCAGUCUAGUCGAAUUCGAUAAACUCCUGACCCUGGUGCUCGCCAAGGAAAAGAUUACACCGCAUAGUUUCACCGUUUUGAAUGCAAUUGUUAAUUACUUGAGAUUGAGCCUUGCCAAGGAGACAUCCCAAGUCGGCGAGCUCUCCUCGGUGAUACACCCUUCAGAGGCAAGCCCUCUCGUGAGAAAAAAACUCGAGAAUUAUAAUUCAGCGGACCCAGAACUUCUACCGUUGUACCUCAAUCUUCUGGUCAAAUCCCUACAAACAGAACCAGGUGUGCCUUGUUUGUCCGCAAUUUUCGAACUCGUCGGAUGCCUACCCGAAGUCCUUUCGAACCAUCUUUUGAACAAAUUACACACAUUUUUGGAACUUGUCACCACUCAUACAAGGGAGGAAGUGAGAAUUUUAUGCGCCAAGAUCUCAGCAUUAAUCACCCCCGAGGAUCUAGCGCCGAAAACCCUUCAGAAAUGCGUCGAGAACAUAAGAACCGGGGGGAAAGACAUCGAGAAGAUUCACGGAUCGAUCUAUCUCUUCGGCUUCAUCGCCGCCAGGCAUGGCGGCGCAACAAAAGAGGGCGUGAAUGCUUUAAUCGAAUUUCUGACUCACUCGUACUUGCAAAACGCCACUGUCACUUCACUCGGCCACGCCUCCGAGACGGAGCCAUUGCCUCUCGACCAGGACGAUUUUGAAAAGCUCGUUGAUACUCUGCUCAAUAUGACGCUCGAUUUGAAAUUAACACCGAAACUCAAGGAUAGGAUAUGCACGACGCUGUGCAGCUUUUGCACAGUCGAGAUGGAUUUUCAGUUUAAACAAGUCAUAAUUGAAAAGUUAAUGGGAUCGUUGAGACAGUUCAAAGACGUCGAUUUGUGCCUUUCGACAAGUGAGGUCGUCUGCAGCGCAGUUCUAGGCAAGGCGAGCACGCUCUCGCUCAACCCGUGGUUCAGGGAUGCGGAUUCGAUUGAAAAGUUUAAAGACGAACUCGUCAAAGGCGGCAGCUUGACUCCGGCGGCUGAAAAAGCCUGCCUCUCUCUCGAAACAACCUUCAGCAAGAUCCUUACAAUGCUCAACACUGACAGGCACCCGAACACUCGUCAGGCUCUCUGCUUCUGGCUGCUCAACCUGGUCAAACAAUGUUCAUUCCUUCCCAUCGUUGAAAAAUGGCUUACAGACAUACAAAAUGGCUUUAUCGACCUUCUCGCCGACAGCAAUGAUCUUGUCCAGGAAGGAGCUGGUAAAGGACUCGCUUUCGUAUACGAAGCUACGCAGGAUGAGGAAAUGAAAUCGAUGCUGCUCAAGGUCGUCAUCGAGCAGAUAACACUAGGUCGCAAAUCCGUUGUGAAAGUCAGCGAUGACACGAAGCUAUUUCAACCCGAUGAGCUGGGCGAAACUCCUACUGGCGGAAAGCUUUCCACAUACAAAGAACUCUGCCAGCUUGCGUCAGACCUCAACCAGCCGGAUCUAAUAUAUAAAUUCAUGCAACUAGCGAACCACAACUCGGUAUGGAACUCGAAAAAAGGCGCAGCGUAUACAAUAUCAUCUCUCAUCUCGAAAGCCGGGGACCAGCUCGAGGGCCAGCUGCCGAAAGUGCUCGUCAAACUGUACCGUUAUCAGUAUGACCCUAUGCCAAAUAUCCAACGGUCCAUGUCAGACAUAUGGUCUUCUCUCGCUUCACCAGAUACAGUCGAGAAAUACUAUUUGGAAAUUUUCAACGAUCUUCUUGAAAAUUUGACGAAUGUUGCUUGGCGCGUGCGUAUAUCGUGUUCGGCUGCCAUGCAAGAUUUUAUAAGAAGGCCUGCUUGGAAUAAAAUAACAGAGAACCACCCUGAGAAAGUCGGCGAACUUUGGUCACAGCUUAUCAGAGUGAUGGACGACAUACACGAAGGGACGAGGAAUUCGGCUGUUUCAACGAGCAAAAUACUCUCUAAAAUAUGCAUCAGAGAGGCCAAGGAGGGAGGGAAAGCUGGGAAAAAAUUGGCCGGAAAUGUUCUUAAAUUGUUGCUCAAUUCUGGUAUCAAGAGUACUGUAUCUGAAAUCAGGGCGAUCAGUGUAUCGACAGUGUCUGAGAUGGUCAAGGAAGGCCUGCCAAAGGAAGACGCUCCGGUCAUAAUAGUAAACCUAUUGAAGUCCUGCGCCGACUUAGACCUGGCGAAUAUUUACGUGCCGGGAAACUCUGCGGCCGAGACGCUGGACAAGAUACGCAUACCGCUUUUGAAGAGUAACCACGUCGUACAGGCCAUUCUGGCUUGCUUGCCAUAUGUAGACGCCGAUAUGGCGAGUCAAUUACACUCAGAUCUAGUUGAUUUGCUAAAACCGUCAGCCGGGUUCGGGACGAGGAUAGUCACAGCGCAUUUUAUCGUUUUGAUGUCGCACCACUUGACGAAAGAAGAGUUUCAGCCUUUGGUCGGCAAGUUUCUCGGUUCUUUACUCUCAGGUCUGACCGACCGCAGUCCGGGUAUUAGAAAGCAGUUUGCAAGCAGCAUAGGACAACUGCUGCGUUCCGCAAAGGAUUCAAGCAUUGAACGUCUUCUUGAACGAAUCAAGAACUUAUAUUUUGAAAAAGAAGACGAAGGCGUUAGAAAGGCGAUCUGCCACACAAUCCAGGCGAUAUCGGCUCAUUCGCAAGAUAGUGUGAAAGACAAAGAAGAUCUCAUACUGCCGCUCAUUUUCUUUGCUAAGCAUGUUGAAUCACUACCAGAUGGAUCCAACAAAUCAGAAGUCGAGGAUUGGAAUGAAGUCUGGAACGACCUCGCUUAUACAAACAACGUCCUGCUCAAUAACGAGGACAAAGUGGUCGAACUGCUCAAGAGCGUUGCCGAAUCGCAGUCGUGGAAGACGAAAGCGCAGAUGUCGAGAGCGGCGAGGACGCUCGGGCUCAGGGAAGGGCUUUCGAACGAAAAGAGGCUCGAGCUGACACGCUUGCUCAUCGCGUCUCUCCCCGGCCGUACGUGGGACGGCAAGGAAAACGUCCUACACGCACUGUCCGCUAUGGUCAAAGAUCCAAAAGCGAUCAAGGAGGCAGGGGUUGAACAGGAAUUAAUCGAGUCGAUACUUAAAGAGUGUAAAAAGGAAAAGUCUGACUACAAAAUACACGCUUUUGUCGCGCUUGGCGACGUCGCCGAGGCCCUCAAUGCCGACAUAUUCGAAGAAGCGUACUCGCUACUCAAAGAUAUAAUUUUGCGCCGUGAUGAGCUCGACAACGGCGACAAAGAAGAAAAGAGCGAUUCAAAGUUAAAACUUUUAGAAACGUCUUAUGACACGCUGGGGAAAUGCUGGCCUCGUAACAUAUCAACACAGCGAAUACAUAUCGAGGAAGUUUUGAAUAAUACGAUUGAAAAACUUGUAUCGUCCACUUCCCGCGUCCAGGUUUCUAUCGUCGCAUGUCUCUGCUCGGUUAUAUCAAAGACGAGAGAUUUUCUCCGUGAUGGAGAUCCAAUCGUGGUAGGCAAAAUAUUAGAGAAGUUAAUGCAAGCAAUGGAUUAUUGUUUUAAUCUGCCGAAAAAUACCAGGCUCAAGAAAGAGGCGCUCAACUUGCUGCAAUCUUUGCAGAUAACAUUUCGAGGGAGAAACGAAAAGGAGUAUCAGCAUUUACAAGAGUUCUUCGAGAGGUUCAGCGCCACCCUGGCCAACGAGACGGCCCCAGAGCUGCGUUCGAGGUUCACCGACAUCAAGGAAAUGUUCCGCACGGAGACGCUCAUGUCAUAACAAUUCCAAAGCUACACUUGUAAAUAAGAAGGCUUUCGUUAACUUAUUUAAUAAAGAAAAACAAAUCUACCAGUACGCUGCUGGAGGUGAUUCAAUUUAAAACUAGUUUCACAUGUAAUAAAAAAAUUCUUUAUUUAAUAAAUAAUUAGCAAAAUUA